Molecule: messenger RNA, 3954 nt
Organism: Rotaria sp. Silwood2
Lineage: Eukaryota; Metazoa; Rotifera; Eurotatoria; Philodinida; Philodinidae
Source: the annotation of a GenBank genome assembly
AUGUGCGAAGCGUGGAUUGCCGAGGAAGCCUGGACUUUACCAAGUGGUAUGUGCGAAUUUAAACGAGGCUAUGACGAUCUACGAUAUGACGCAACGACAAUCAAUGCAAGUUCACCGGAAACAUGUACCUAUCUGCUGAAAUGUGCUUUAACCAAUGGUUUUGAACGUGAUUGUCCAUGUAAUGGGACCGUAUCUUGCAAAGAUAUCAUGCUUUUACUGUGUGAUGAUCCACAAAUGAUUCCAUAUCCAAAUUUGGGACUGAUUCGACCAUAUAUCUUUUUCUUCUAUGCUGCGCAAGACAAGUAUCUUGAUAAGACACCCACGAAAAUUGUACUGUCUGGGAGCAUUCAAUGUCGUGGAUAUCGAGUAGAAGCCUCUUUCACCAAGAAAAUUGUUUAUCUUGAUUACAAUAUCACAUUUGUCAGAAACGGCAAUAAAGACCUAUUAUUCUGUGCAAACCGUUUCGUCACACGAAAUACAUCGGCUCUUAUAAAAUUCUUUCCUGUUAAUUGUUGGAACGAUUCGAAUACAUUUUCUGGACAAUCAUACUAUUCUGCCAAUGUGUGCUCAGAGUCACACAUGUGUAUCUCUCCAUAUCGUAUAAAUGAUGGAAACGCUGAUUGUCUACUGGCUGAAGACGAAAACAGGACUACUUUAGUUAGUUCAUGUAUAAAAUUACAACAGUAUCGUUUUCAGUGUUCAUCUACUCAGCUAUCAUGUCUUCUUGCACCGAAACUGACUGAUAAAGUUGCAGACUGCAAAAAUAUAUUCGAUGUAUACGUGUUUGGAAAUGGUACAUUGCUUCGUAAUAUUCUGUGCAAUCGUCGAAAUGAUGAUGGUUGUCGAUUUUUGAGAACGUAUAUUGCAGAGUCAUCUAUGAAUAAGACAAUUAAAUUCGGUGAUCAAUAUCUGAGCAAAAAAAUUACUCAUCAUGCUUAUUGUAAUAGUCACUGGGAUUCAAAUCCACCUGUGGACGAACAUUCAGCAUUUUGUAAGGAAUGGAUAUGCUCGAAAGGGUCAUUUCGAUGUAAAUCGAACCAAUGCAUUCCUGUAGUAUGGACAUGUGAUGGUGAAUGGGAUUGUAGUGAUGCAAGCGAUGAACAAGGUAUUUUUGUGUAUGAAUAUAUAUGGGAUCGUAAUCAAGCUAUUCGAAAUCUAAGUCAGAUAAUUUAUUCUUGCGUGACACGAUACAAAACGCAGCCAUUCUCUGACAUUUGCAAUGUUUCACUAGAAUUUCCAUGCUUAUUAGCCAAUGCAACGAAUCCUACUGAUGUCGGUAGAAAUCGGCCAUGUAUUAGUUUAAAAUUGAUCGGAGAUGGUGUUGAUCACUGCUAUGGUGGUUUAGACGAAAGAAAUACAGCUUACGGGUGCAUAGGUAAAAUGAAAGGAUUUGAUUUUCACUGCACUCAUCACUCAGUUUGCAUCUAUUACCUAUGGAUAUGCUCCGAGCGCUGUCCCAAUGAAGAAGAUGAUCGUCAUUUAUGUUUUCACAGAUCUACAAAUGUCUCAUGCAACGGUGCGUCUGAUGUCAUAUGUUUCAAUGGCGAAUGCAUUCACAAUGCUCGCUGCAACGGAACAAACGACUGUGAACAUGGGGAAGACGAAUAUUGGUGUCCAUUUAAUGGAGAUCGAAUCGGAUAUCGCAUGGGUAAACACGAGCAACAAAAAACGGCACGUAAAAUAAGCUGGAUAUCUUUUCCCUUCAAGGUCAAUGAAGUGCCGUUGGCGUCGAAAAAAUUAAAAGGUAUCGUCAAUGCAAAUAAAAAGUCGAUUGUCGAUCGAGAUGAAAUGAGUAGUGCGUUCAUAUGUAAUCGAGGUUUGGCUGUACGAAUGAAUACACAUAUUCGAUGCCUUUGUUCUGGAACAUACUACGGAAACCGAUGUCAAUAUUUUAGCGAUCGUAUUUCAAUCAUCACACACCUUAAUUUUACUCAUACUGAUUAUGAACAGUCAACUAAAGAAAGUAUCAUCAUUAAAGUUAUUGCUUUUUUUCUAUUCGAAGACAACAAAGUAAUCGAUUCUUUCGAAUUCAAUGUCAUACCAACAUUUGAACAAAUAUAUUAUACAAAGCACAAGUUUCAAUUAGUAUAUUCGCGUUCAGAACAAUUAUUAAAGCACAAACAAAAACGUUAUUUCAAUCGAACAGAUAUAGUUAACAACCAUCCAUAUUCGGUGCGCUUUGAAGCAUUCGAAUUGACACCAAACGAUAUCAAAGUAAUCGCUGUAUGGAACUAUUUGAUUUAUUUCGAUUACCUACCUUCAUUUCGACUGGCUAUUCCUCUACGAUUUCCAGAAACAUACCUAAAUCGAACUCAUAAUCAUUGUGUCAAUGUUACAUGCAAUUCAAAUUCUAUUUGUGUAGCGUUCUUUAACAAUCAGGAAUGGACACAUUCUUGCUCCUGUAAGCAUGGCUUCUAUGGACAUGACUGUAAAUUAUUCGAUAACAAUUGCUCGAAAUAUUGUUCGAUCGAAUCGAUCUGUAGGCCAAAUGCACGUCCUCUAUUGUCAAGUAACAAAGAACCAAUGUGCAUUUGUCCAUACAAUCGAUUUGGCUCUAGAUGUAAUUUGAAAUAUGACGCAUGCCAAUCAGAUCCUUGUCACCAUAAUGGAACGUGUUAUCAUACAUUUGAUCCUACUGAAAUACAUCAAUUCAUAUGCAUUUGCCAUGAACAUUUCUAUGGUGACUUAUGUCAGUACGAGAAAAGUUCAAUCAAUAUUCAAUUGUCAACUUCGUCAUUACCAAGUAACACUCUCGCAUCUGUUGUUCAAUAUUACGAUGUUGAUAAUAGUACUUUUGAGCUCAUUCUUCGUCAACAACAACUGUUUUUUGGAAUUUCAACGCAUCUACAUUUUCGACAUGCACAAGUUGAAGCUCCUGUUCUUGGUAUUCUCAAGCUUCAUGUUAGUUUGACAAGUACUAAUUAUUACAUUCUUUAUAUUCAACCAAAUAUAUCUGUAAUUCAUAUUACUUCAAAGCCUGAACAUUGUCUGCACACUUCGUCAUUAAUCCAAACUAAUAGUAAGAGUCGAAAUAUCAUUAUUGUUUUUUUCCGAAAUACGAUCUGAAAGAUUUUUGAAAGUGUAUGGGACUGAAAUUUGGACCCGCACUCCUACCCCCAAUUACAAAUUGUGAUAGCGAUCCCUUUCCAUCCUUUCCUGGCCACUGACCAUGACAGACACCUUCCAGCAACUAUCGAUAAUCAUGUGCAAAUGAAAUCUAGUUCUCUAUAUAUGAAAUAUUUACUUGUUGAAAUUCUAUUCUGUACAGAAAGCAAUAAUGGAGAAAUAUGUCUUAGCAUACAUAAUAAGAGCAUUUUAAUCUCGUAGAGAUUGUAUUGACAGUUUUUUAAUUCUAGAUGAUGAUGUACCACUUGUCUUCAAGUAUCAUCAGAUCUGCCGAAAUAAUUUAUCCCUCUUAUGCUUUUAUGAUUCAACUUAUCUGUGCUUGUGUCAGAGUCACCAAGUGCAAGCUGAUUGUUUUAAUUUUGAUCCUUUACUCGAUCAAUGUGACUCUUGUUUGUCAGAUGGAAAAUGUGUUCGAGGUGACCAUCAAAAUUCCAAUGACUUCAUUUGUUUGUGUCCUUAUUGUUACAGCGGUCGCCUGUGCGAAUUCAAUAUGCAACCUUUUACACUUACUUUGGAUUCACUAUUAGCAUUCCAUCGACUUUCUGUGCAGCUUGUGUAUAUCAUUGUAGUUUUUAUUAUUUUUAUUAUUGGUUUUUUCAAUAAUGGUCUAUCAUUUAUUACGUUUCGACGUCCAAAGCCACGUAAGCUAAGUGUCGGCAAUUGGCUAUUUGUUGUUAUUAUUCUGAAUCAAUGUGCCUUGCUCACUCAUCUUAUGAAAUUCAUUCAAAUUUUUUUGGGAUCGUCGCUUGGAUGGUCUAAUAAUGUAUCAUGCAAGGUAAUAAACUACUUUUUGGCGGUAUUCACACGUACCACCUAUUGGUUUACAAG